Molecule: messenger RNA, 1110 nt
Organism: Caenorhabditis bovis
Lineage: Eukaryota; Metazoa; Nematoda; Chromadorea; Rhabditida; Rhabditidae
Source: the annotation of a GenBank genome assembly
AUGCGAUAUUAUAUUAAAAAAAUUCAGAAGUAUUUUCCAUUCACUCUUAUUGAAAAUGAACUUGCCAUUUUCAACUGGUAUUUCACUCCGUUGUUCUUGCUUUCCUUGGCAGCUUUGCUCAAAAUGAUCAUGAAACAGGACGACGCAGUUGCGUGCCCUUACAAUACGGAACCUAUGGAAAACAAAGAAUGUCUUCUAGCCAGUCUAAGUUCUGAUGGGCGCUUCCUUAACCGGUUUGAAAUUCGCUCAGUGAGCAUUGAGGAGUACAGAUGGGUCUACGUGUUUGUAUUUGUGAUUGCCAUUUCUCUUCUAAUUCCGAUGAUUUUGUGGCAUAUCUUACAAAUGCAUAUAAACAUCCCGGUGAAUUACUUCAGCAGUUCGGCAAAAAACUUUUCGAAUAUGAGCCCACUAGAGCGUACAAUAAAAAUCAACAAAUUGGUGGUUCUGUUGGUUGAACGAUUAUUAAAACCAAAAAAACGUCUAGGGGUUUUUUCAUGUUUCAUUUUGCUCAAGUUCCUCUCGUUUUGUAUCACCUGCUUCUAUAUUUGUGGCAUUUUUUGCUUCAUUUUUGGACAUCCAAAGUUUUUCGAAUAUUUUCUCGAGGGUCUCACUGGCUACGAUGUUGAACCCAAAGCCGUUUUCUCACGCGAAGUCCGUUGCAUGAGAUGGAUUAAAAGUAUAAAUAAAGCUACCAAGAAAUUGCUACCUUGCGUUAUGAAAUUGAACAAUCUCAAUUAUAAAUUGUUCAUCGCACUUUGUUUGGUGCUCUUUGCAAGUGCGAUAUUGAUUAUUGUGGAUAUUUACUUCAAUUUCAUACACGCCUACAAAUUCACCAGCAUUACCAGACAGCUGGAAUUGAUGUUUGAUUCAGUAUCCGACGACGAGCUGAAAAGCUUCAAAAAUUUCCUUGGACGAGAUGGAAUCUUCAUUUUGAAAUUUGUGAACAAUCACAGCGAAGUUGCGUUCAACCAGCUCGUCGCAGAAGUAUAUAAGAAGUACAUCUAUGAAGAAAACAAUGCUAUUUACAUGAGGAUCUAUGAAAGACUUUUCAGUUCUGGUGACAGGCCUCAUAGCAUGGAAAUGGAAGUUUACGAAUUUCACGAGAUUUGA